AUGGUGCGUGAGCGUGGGCAUGGCGCCGCGUGGUUGCAGGCCUCGCGUUCGUACUCUCGCCGCCGCGGCCGGCGAACGCUCAAGGGCCCGUUGCGCGCGCUGCGCCUCUGCCUGCUGGCCGUCCUCCUGCCGGGCCUCCUGGUGGCCGGGCCGCUGUACCUGCGCUUCCACAUCUACGCAGACCAGGUGUACCCGCUCGCCAUGUCCGACAUGCGCCUUCUGGACGGCCGCGUCUCCACCACGUGGUGUCAGAGGCAAGUGGUGCGCGCCAACGCCACCUUCAACGCCUUCCUGCUGCCCGAGCAACCGCAAGUGGCCCCCGAGAAGAAAUCCGUGUCCAUGGUGCGCGACCUCCUGCUGGAGGACGACAUGAAGGAGUACUGGGCCUUCUACCUGCUGCGGGGCUCCUCCAUCACGGUGUCCGCGUGCGUCAACCACCCGGGCGCGUCGCUGGUGGUCAUCCGCGGCCACAAGCACCUGCACGACUGCGCCUACAUCGGCGACAACUCCUCCGAGGAGCUGGACGAGGUGGCGGAGGCCGAGGCGCGGGCGGCGGAGGAGGCGCAGGAGGCGGCGGCGGCGGCGCAGGCGAGGGCCCCGGGUGGGCGGCGGUCGGGCGCCGACGCCGCGCGCAGCGCCGAGGACGACAGCCAGCCCGCGGUGCGGCGCCGCGUGCGCCCGGAAGUGAAGCUCCUGGGCGCGCACCCGCCGCUGGACUCGAAGGAGUUGCUGGCGCACCCGCACCCGCACGAGCCGGACCCCGAGGACGGCGCGCUGCGGCACAUUCUCAACAAGGUGGCGCAGAAGCGGGCUGGCGUCGGCCGGCGGCGCGGCGGGGGCAGCACGGAGCUCUACAAGGUGGACGGAGCCGGUGACUCCCGCGCCUCGGCUACGCCCUCGGCCACGGCCUCGCCCGCCCCGCCGCCGCGUCGGCCGCCCCCAGCGCCCGCGCCCAGCCUCGCAGCCGGCGCCGCGCCCUCGUCCAGCGAGGUGUUCGAAGAAGUGCUGCGAAAGCUGCGCGCGCUGGGCCACCGCGGCAACGCCGUGCUGCGCAGGCUCAACCACCAGCUGGAGCGCACGUCCGUCGCCAGCGAGGCCGCGGCCGCCGCCACCGCCGCCACGGCGCACGCGCCGCCCUCGCCGCCUCCCGCGACCGCUGGGCCCGUCCCCUCCGCCCUCACCCCCGCCCCCGCGGACUCCGCCUCCGACGAGGACUCGUCGCCGGAGGCCGACACGCUGACGGACGCGCUGGGCGAGCCGGGCGCCAUGGACGCCCUCCGGGAGCUGGUGCGCCGCUUGCUCAAGGAGCACGCGGACGAGACGGCGACGCAGGCGGCGCAGGCGGCAGGCGGACGCCGCCGCCGCGCCAGCCCCUCCCCGCACCAGCAGCACCAGCAGCACCAGCCGCACCCACCCGACGCGCCGCACAAGCGCCGCUCCGCGCACUCCCCCGAGGCGCGCCUGGCCGCGCAGCGCUGGAGCGCCGACGACGAGAAGGACAACGUGGCGCUCGAGAUGUACUGCACCGCGAAUCACCACGAGCGGGUGAACGAGACCGAGGCCGGCGACUUGGACUCGUCCAACAGCGAGUUCUGGUCGUCGUUCUCCAGCUCGGAGGAAGCGCUGCUCAGCUGCACGGGCCUGGUGCUGAACCUGCCGCUGCACCCGCACCACCAGUGCACGCCCACCGCCGACCCCGGCCGCCUGCACGCCGCCUCCACGCGGAACACGCUCACGUACAGGGUACCAACCAAUGGAUAUUACUUCUUCGUUUUCGGAAGCGAGAAUGAAGUACAAACUAACUACAUCCGAGCCCACUUUCAUCUAGAGCGAGUUGUAUACAACGUCUCGUCGCCUGUAGCAUCCUGCCACAACACCACUCAGCCGUGUGCCUUGCCUCUGGACUUUUUCUCAAGUGAGAAACUUGUUUUGGAAAUGCCCGUGCGUCCUAAUGCAUCACUUUGGAACGAGGAAUUUCUAGUCGUUUCUUCGUGCGAACCUCGCACGGCUUUGUACGUGGCCUGUAUUGUCGCAGUUCCAAUGCUCAUCGUCAUGUUUGCUUUCCAGUGACGGCAAUUGUUUGCCCAGAGGUAAACAUGUCAGCAGUGUCGUGUGUCUUAAAGGAUUUUAGAUGCAGCACAUCCACAAUGUCUUACGUUUCUGGAGUUACGGAGAAGAAUAAACUACUCAGGAUCAAAUGAUCUGACAAUUUUUGCAAAAUUGUAAAUGUUAUUUUGUUUCAUUGUAACAAGAUAAAGUGAUAAUUUCUGUUAUCAACAAAUAUUAUGCAUGAAGGCUAUGUAGUUCUUACUUUGUUCAUCGUAAUUCAUUACACAGAAGCACGAUAGGAAGAACUGAAAUGAAUUUAUGCCGCUGAAAUGUUGUGAGAAAAUGAUUGUCAUUGUGACCUAGUAUUAUUCAGGAAUGUAGUAUCUUCGAUCUUUCUUUUAUUCUGAAUCCCAAUAUUUCUUAGGUUUGUUAUUUAUGACUUCAUGAAUCAAAGAAUUGAUGUGUAUUUGUAUAAUGUAUUUCAGUUGUAUCGUAACUUUGAAAUACUUUUUUAUGUGUCCUGGGAUUCAGAACUAUUCUUUACUUAUUAUUUCUUAAGUACCUUACAUAUUCAUGCAAUAAUCAUGUAAUUUUAGAAAAAGGUAUGAACUUUUUUGCAUCAAAUGUUAAUAACAUUUGGCAAAAAUGAAUUAAAAUUUUAACUUCGAGUGUUCUUACUUUCUUUCAUGUUCUUGGAAAUGUGCUGGAGUAUUUUUUAUAAAUUGUAUUUGACAUGCUAAUUAUCCUCUUCAGAAUUGUUCUGAUCAGAUAGGUGGUUGCCAGACUUUUAUAUCUAUGCAUCAGCGUUGCAAUAAUCAUAUACAUUUAAUAACCUUGCAAUAGACUAGAGGGCUCUGGUUAAAUGAUAAUAGCUAUCUAGUCAUUCACAUGUCAUUUUCUAAACCAGUUCCUUCAAUUCUUAAGCAAGCUUUCUGUUUUUAAAGUUGUUUAUUGGUAAAAAGUUUUAAAAAAUAUAAUGAAUGCUGUAUUGUCCUCUAAAUAAUUAGAGCUUGAAAAGAGGUUUAACGUAAACAUAUUCAUCUGAUUUUGUAUGAAUUGUUUUGCUAUUCAGACCAUGCUUAGGUUCACUGGUUGGAGAUGUUAGUUUGCGGCAACAGACAGAGCGUAGAUAGGGAUUCAGAGUGGAUAACAUAUAAUGAGGUACAUUGAGAUUACUUUGAUCUUUAAUAAAAAUGUUUACAUUUUUCUGGUCUUAAGAAGUUUUAAAAAAAGAGAAAAAUGAAGUUGAUCAUUCACUGUAAAAAAAUAGAAUGCCACAUAUUUUGAACUAGAGAGUGCUUAUUUACAUCCAAUAUAAUACUACAUUAUAUGGACUUCAAUUCAAUAAUCAAAACAUAUCUCAGUGGAAUGAUUUUUGCAAGACACUUCUUUUUAGAUUCUAAAGAAGGAAUUUUUUCUUCUUCCAGAACUGACAUUAUAAAAGAAGUCUGUUAGUGGUGAUUUCAAAAUUAUUCCCUGCUUCCUCUUUCUGUUGGUCUCUUAUUUGACUUUGGGAACUGUGUACCUGAUUUUGAAGGAACAUGUGUAAAGUAAUGUAUGCAUUUUGUGUACCUACUAUUUGAUUGGAAGUAUGAAUUCGGGAGCUUAUACUGUAUAUAUGAGUAUAAAACUGUGAUGAGGUUAAUAUUCCUAAAACAAAAUAUUUUAUGUAUGUGAUUGUAGAGACUGUGAGGUGGUUAUUUCUUACAAUACUAUUUUCAUAUUGUGAAUUAUUAGUAAUUAUGAAUGUAAUGCAUCCAGUGUGAGGAUAGCAGGGAAAUGUAUAGUAAUAUAUUAUGAAAUAACUAAAAUACAAAUGUUUGUUAUUAUGUUAAGUUAGUAAUUUUGUAGUGAAAACCAAAGACACCAUGGCUAUGAAGCACAAUGUUAAUUAUGAUGUGGGAAAGAGUAAUUAGAGUAGAAUUUCUUGUAUUUUGCAUUUAAAUGGUUAUACUUCCAAUACAAAAUUUGACCGUAAUGAAAAGGUGUCUUCAUAAUUAAAAGACUUAUUGAUGGAAGUUUUGUGUGGUUUAUAAUAAUAUGUGAGAUUUAUGGCUUUAAAAGAAACAGAGUGUAUGGUUCUUGUGAAAAGUUAACAUAUUUUCAGAUUCUUGUACACAUUUUUGCUUAUAAUGGUGUGGUGCAAAAUAUAUUUUAUAAGAGGAUUAACUUUUAAUUCAUGUUUAUGGUAAUAAAAUAUAGAUUUUUUUAAUUGAUCUUUGGAAAUUCACAAACAUUUGUAAUAAAAAAUGUGUGAUCUUAAUUACAAGAUAAGAAAUAAAUAAAAUGUAUGCUUUAUGUACUACUCUAAUAAUUCAUCUUAAAGUAAAAGUAAAUUAAUCGGGUGAAGAAUUUUCUUGGCAGCAAAAUCAUACAUGUUAGUGCAAAGUGCCUUGUUGCUGAUGCACCAGAAAGUAUGUAUUGAACAUGGUAGAAUUUGGCUGACUGCCUGUGGUUGAGUGAGAAUAAAAGAAGUCCUGUUCUGAUUGUGCUCCUGUUGGCAGGUCUCCAUGUUCCAUGUGCUUCUUCUGUAGGUGGCUGGCAAUUCUGCCUGCCAAUGGAUGUGUUGAUUGUGAAUGAGAUCUGUGAUAUUGCAAAGAUAUCUUUUAGUCUGAUAUAUUUUAUAAAUUGUAGACAAUACAAUUUUGAAAUAAUGUGAA
Molecule: messenger RNA, 4709 nt
Organism: Gryllus bimaculatus (two-spotted cricket)
Lineage: Eukaryota; Metazoa; Arthropoda; Insecta; Orthoptera; Gryllidae
Source: the annotation of a GenBank genome assembly